Molecule: messenger RNA, 1194 nt
Organism: Ictalurus punctatus (channel catfish)
Lineage: Eukaryota; Metazoa; Chordata; Actinopteri; Siluriformes; Ictaluridae
Product: interleukin-1 receptor accessory protein-like 1-A
Exons: 1
Coding region: 21-551 (176 amino acids)
Source: RefSeq, a predicted model, not a curated record
GGCCACUUAAUUUAUGUGUAAUGUUAGUGUUCUGUGUGUGUGUGUUUGUAUCAGACCUGGCCGAGUCAGUCCUGAGGUGUAUGCAGGCGAGUCGGCGGCUCGUGGUGGUGCUCAGUGGAGCAUGUGUGUGUGACAAGAGCAUGCAGAAGCUGGAGUGCGGGCUGUGUGUGUACCUGCAUGGCACGUGUGGUACUCCGCUCAUCACGGUGCGGUGGCGACGUGCGCUCAGGGCACCGUGCUGUCGCGAGCUCGCCGAACUGCGUCGGUGUGCCAUCUGCGUGCACUGGCAUGGCGCACAAUCCCAACACCCCACCUCACGCUUCUGGAAACGACUGCGGCUUGCGCUACCGGUCCGGCCGCUUGCGCUCGGCCCGAGACUCAUUGACAGCACAUCGUCACACUCUGACCUGGCGGCGGCGGCACUGCGGCGCACACACACUCACACACGUGCUCACCUGCACACAAGCAGCGAAAGAGCGCGUGGCUGUGCGGUGUGUGUCAGUAAACAGACCAACAGAGGAAACAGUGAAAUACAGAGCACACACUGCUGACACACACUCACACACACACAUUCGCACACACACACACAAUGCACAGGACAUUAUUGUUAUACAUAUCACAGAACAAAAAAUAUCCAUAUAGCAGUUUCUGAAUUCUAGACCUCACACUGUGAACAACACACACACACACACACACACACACACACACACACAGAGAAUUCUACAAUGUUAAUACUACUGAUAAACUACUGAGAGACUUUUAUUGAAUAUGUUGCUCUCUCUCUCUCUCUCUCUCUCUCUCUCUCUCUCUCUCUCUCACACACACACACACACACACACACACACACACACACACACACACACACACACACACACACGCGCGCACAAACAUGACAUGAUGCAAAAGGGCUAUGUAGUGCAGUAAUAAAUUGUGUGUGUAUGCGUUCUACUGUGCUGUGUUUCCUCACUCAGACACCAGAGGGCAGCACAUUACUAUCUCAGAAACAACGUGCCACUAAAAGUAAGGUAAAGACUAAAAGCUGUACUGUAUAUUUACUUCAUAAGCCUUAGGGGCAGAGCUCAUUUAUGGGCUGAAAAAAAAUGGGUCUCUGUGGUUUUUUUGAAUGGCACGAAUGUAAUACAGGAAACGAAACGCUUUCAACAAACUUGAUGUUGUGCCAAAAUCCAUUUGUGC